Molecule: messenger RNA, 5751 nt
Organism: Caenorhabditis remanei
Lineage: Eukaryota; Metazoa; Nematoda; Chromadorea; Rhabditida; Rhabditidae
Exons: 17
Coding region: 1-5751 (1916 amino acids)
Source: RefSeq, a predicted model, not a curated record
AUGAAGUCGGCUGGCAGCUCUGAAGACGUCGUUCGGGUGACCGAAGACUUGUCCGAGUGUCGGAAUCGGUUGGAUGCUGGAAUUGAGGAGAAUCGGAGGAAUCGACAGGUUAUUCAGGAUAUUAAUGAUCAGCUCCAACGUUUCCGUCAACGUGCCAACGCAGAAUCCCUUGAAUCCUUCAACACGCCGAGUCCAGAUGUCGCUCUUUUGGCGAAUCCUGGCCUAACCCAUCUGCAUAAUCAAACUAACAUUUCUAUGCCAUCACUGACCAUCGAUAUACCAUUGAACUCAUCCGCUCUUAUUCAUUCCUCUCGGACCCCCAACUACGCUAUGAGUAGCCUAAGGAAUCGUCAUAAGUCUCUAGGCGGCAAUCGAUAUCGAUCGAUAAGUCCCCUUGGAGAUUACGGUAGACAUAGAAGUAGUCCCCGGGUGUUGGCUCAUUACAAUUUGGAUGGUGCAGAGUUUGGAGGCGAGGAGAAUAUGGAUGAGAUAUUCACCAAGUUGAAGGAAGAGUUGUUUCGAAAUAACACGUUGGAAGAGGUUAAUGAGAUGCUCCGUGAGGAGAAUGACGCAGCGUUGGCGGCUAAUGAGCACCUCCGAGUGGAUGCCACGAAUCUGAGCAAGGAGUUGCAGCAGCUUCAACAGCAACAACACACCGAGUCGAUGAGGUUCCGCUCGGAGAAUACGCGCUAUCGGAAUCAAAUGGAGACGCAACACCGGAAGUUGAUCAGCUUGUGGAAGGAGUUCAGUGCUGUCAAGCGGCAGCUCCACGAAUUACGCACUACGACCGCCAACGAUUUGGACCGACAAUUGACGGAAUUCACGCGGUGCGCAACACUUAUGAGAAAAGCCAUUCGACACGCCGAGCAAAAGCACCAAGACCUAAAAGACCAGAUGAAGCGAGAAAAGGACGAUGUGCUGGACGAGACGUUGCGCCAGCUGAAUGCUGUCACCGAGAAUUAUAUGAAGGCGGAAGAAAAAUCAAACGAGCGUCAGCGUGAUUUGAAGAGAAAAGAGGAUGAGUGUCGGAAGUUGCGGGAGCACAACGACGAACUUCAGGAUACACUUGAAUCACUUUCGAAGAUGGCGAAUGAAAUGGCUGGAGGAAGAGGACAAAAAGACACACCAAUGGAUGUGGCACGUAAAAUGCGUAAACUCCUUACCAACAAAAACGGAGAAAUCGACGAAUCCCGGGAAGCAGCGAGACAAGCGGAAAAAGAAAGAGACCGUGCGAAGAAGGAUCUGGAGAAGGAAGAGAAACGAAGGAAAGAUGACCGGGAAGCAGAGAGAAAACGAUCGAGUGUCUAUUCGCAGAGAGAGCAUGACUUGAAGAAAUUAGAGGAUGAUUUGAGGAAGGCUUCUGAAAAGAUACGGAAUCUCGAGGAGCAACGAGAGAGUCAGGAGAAAUUGACGACGUCCGUUCAGAACUCGUUGAAUGAGGCACAUCGACAGCAUAAGACUUUCAUUGAGGAGUUGAUGAUCAGGCAUAGGGAGGAGUUGAAGGAACGCGAAGACACCCAUGAUGAAAUCCUCCGAGCCCGCGAAACCGAGGAGAAAUCUCGUUUCGAAAAAGACAGAGCGGAACGUGAAAAGUUCCGGAAAGAGAGUGACGAGCUCCGAGAAACUCAACGUAAUCUGAAAGGAGACGUCGCUGCGAUGAAGACGGACCUCGACGACAAAACCCUCCGAUUGGAUAUGGUAGAGACGGAACGGGAUGAGCUUCGGAAGAAAUUGGAUUCAGAAAGAGCACAAGCUGAUCAGAGGGAUCUAGAGAUUUCAGAGUGUCGGACGAAGCUUGAUGAGAUGCAGGAGAAGGAGGCGGAGCUUAGAAGAGAGCUGGCUGAAUGUCAGGCGACGAUAACUGCUAUGGAGGGAGAGGGGAAGUUGAGUGAGGAGCAAUUCCUGGAGAGUAAGAAUGAAAUGUCGACGUUGGCUGAGCAGUUGGAGGGGUUGAAUAACGAGUUGGAAUCUAAGAAUGAGGAGAUUCGGAAUCUGCAGGCAUCGAUUCAAGAGAAGGAGGUGCAUAUUCAGAAUGUGAGGACUUCCAGCCAUCAGUUGACUGCCACGUAUGAAGAGGCAAAUGGGGAGAUUGAGAUUCUAAAAGGAGAACUCUCUCGGCUUCACGAGCAGCUUAACGAGAGAACACGCCAGAUCUCGGAGGCUAAUGAGAAGUUUGAUGAUGCAGUCAGGAAGAAUGAUGCGUUGGCAGAAGACUCCGCGUCGUGGCAGGAAAAGUGUGAAGUGUUGAAGAACGAGUUGGACGAGUUGAGGAAGCGAGGUGUGGAUAAGGAACGUGAGGAGGCGGAGCUUCGAGGACUACUUGAUGAUUUGAGAGUGAAUUUUGAUAAGUUGACGAAUGAACUGAAGCAGAAGGGAGUAACGGUGGAUGGGCUAAAUGAGGAGAUUGGAUCUCUGAAGGAGCAGUUGAGCAAGUCGGAGAAGGAGCGGAAAGAGGAAUUGGCGAGGAUGGAGGAGAUGGAGAAGAAGAACGAGGAGGAGAUCAAAGAGGAGUAUGAGGCUAAACUACAAUUGGUGGAGAAGGAUAGACAAGGUGUUGAGAGAUUUGGAAAGGAAUGUGAAUCCAGGUUGAAUGAGUUGACGAAGAUUCAUGAGAUGUUGAUGGAGGAGCACGAUCAGUUGAAGUUGGAUCAUUUGCAUACGGAAGAGGAAGUGGAACGGUUGAAGGAGAAGAUGAAGAAGGAGUUGGAGAAGAUGAACGAGCAGAAUGAGGGAGAUCGACAGGAGUGGAGUAGUGAGAGGAGUAGGAUCGAAUCUUCCAAAAACGAGGCGAUCACCGAACUUCAGGAACAAAUCAUGAAACUAGAAGACUCCCUGAAAGAUAAGGAAGACAAGGAGAUCGUUCACAAACGGGAUAUCGAAGAUGGCCUAGAAAAAUCAAGAGACUUGGAAGAGAAACUUCGGAAGUUGGAACUGCAGGAUGAGGAGAAGGAGGAGGAUAGGAAGAAAGAGGUGAAGACGUUGCAUGAGGAGAAGAUGAAGUUGAUGGAACAGAAGGAGGAAGCGAUGCUUCAGAUGACUAAGCAUGCCACGGCCAUUGAUCAGCAGGUCAGAAGGAUUUCAGUUUUGGAGACUGACGUGGAAAAGUUAACGUCGGGAAUCGUGGAGAGAGAUAGCUCGAUUAGUGCCUUGGAGGCUAACACAAUGGAAUUGAUCUCCAAGUUGGAGGCGACGGAGGCGGAGCUUGAGAAGUAUAAGGAUGACGUGGCAGUGAUGUUGAAACAAAACUCUGAGUUGAAGAAUGGUAAAGAGGGAUUGAGUGAGAAGUGGAAUGAGGAGAGACGGAAGAUUCAAGAGCUCGCGGAUCAGCUCCGUGAAGCGAACAAAGUUGUGCACAGUAUCCGAAUGAAGAAUGUGAAUUUGGAGGAGAAGAAGAACGAGUUGGAGCAGAAUGUGACGGCGUUGACGAAUAAGGUGAAGUCACUGGAGAUUCAGUUGAUGGAUAAAGUGGCGAAGAAUGAGGUUUCUGGCGACUUGUUGAGGAAGAUGGAGCACGAUGCGCAAAGCAUGUUGAAGCAGGCACAGAACGAGCAGUUUAGGCUGACCGACCUCGAAAAAGUGCGAAAAGCCUUACAAGAGGAAAACCAGCGGCUCUUCAACGACUUGGCCACAGUGAAGGCUGCCUUUGAGGUGAAACGAGAGACCAGUAAAUCCGCUAUCAGUGAUAUUCUGGAAAAGUAUCGAAGUGCAGAGGAGAAGGCAAGCAAAGGGGAGCUGGAUAAUCAGAAGUUGAGAAGUGAGCUGGCGACAGUGACCCUAAAACUGGAACGACAGGAAUUGAAGGCCAAAGACGCGGAUAGCCGUCUGAAAGACAGCCAAAAACGAUAUGAGGAAAUCCAGUCGAAGCUGGCGAAUCUUCAACGAUCCGCUGUGGAAUCUCUUCAGAAUCCGAUCCCUUCAAACUCCCGCCAAAACCGUUCAAUCUACGUGGAUAUUCCACGUGCCGCGUCGAGCAUCGGUCUCAACGAGAAUUCGGAAGACGUGCCGUUCAGAAGAUCGCCGUCUGUCAGAUUUGCGGAUAGCUCUCAGAACAUGCAACGGGCGGUUGAUUCAAUGGAUGUCAGCUCGUCGGUUGGAGUGACUUUGAGAUUUUUGAAGGAGCGCAUUGAACAGUUGGAAGCGGAUAAUGCAGAGUUGUUGGAUGCUCUCGAGAAGGCGAAGGAUGAGUUGAGACAGAGGAAUGAGAAGUUAGCGGAUAGGCAGAUGGUUAUUGAGAGAGUGGAGAGACAGUUGGUGCAUAUUACGGAAGAACGCAACACAAUUGAGAACCGUAUGACGAGUCAACGUCAAAUGUACCUAACCAACGAGGAAUCCGCCAGAUCCAAAGAUCAUGAAGUGAGAAGUAUGAAAGCUAGAAUCUCGACGUUAGAGCUCCAUCUCCGAGAGAAAGAUUCGAAACUUGCACAUCUCCGGAAGGAAAUCGAGGUGUUGCAUAGUCAGCUGCAUGAUGCAAUCGAGGGAAAAGAGAAGGCGACUGGGAUGGUUGGUGUGCAGGAUUCAAGGCAUCGGGAUCUCGAGGAGCAACUCGACAGAGCAAACCGGGAACGGGAAGCAGCAGUUGGAAAGCAUCGGAGGACACUGGCAGAGAAUGAGAAUCUAUUCCGGAAGUUGGAGCAAUUGGAGAAGGAAAGAGAGCAGUUGAUGAGAGAGAUCACAGAUGAGCGAAGGCUUAAUGAUAAGAAUAGAGGGAUGCUCGAGGAGCUGAGAGCCUCGGAGCGCAAUUGGAAAUCUGCGGUGAGUACGGCGAAGAAGACUGUGGAGGAGCAGGAACGGGCGGUGCAAGAGCAACGGCGGUGGGAGGAGUCACAUCAUGAGAUGAGCACACGGAACACUGCAUUAACUAAGGAAUGUGAUCGGUUGAGAGUGGAGAUGAGGGAACAACUCAAUCGGACGAAUGGGAUCAAUUUGAGAUCUGUGGAUUUCGAGAGGAAGAACGAGGAGCUCUCCGGAAAACUUGUUGUCAUGCAGAACACUGUCUCUGCUUUGAAGAAGUUUGAAGAGGAAUGGAAACGGUUGGAAGCAGAGAUGAGGGCGGAGCUUAAAGUGUUGAGGAAGGAGAAACUCGUGCAGACGGCGGAAAUUGAGGAUUUGAAGAGGCGGAGCUUGAGGAGUGACACGGAGAAGAAGGAGAUUGAGGGGAUACGUGUCAGGUUGGAGAGGGAGAUCAGUGCGUUGAAGAGACAUGUUGAUGCGCUGGAAGAAGAAAGGGAAAAACCGAGAAAGCGAAAUUGUGCUCAACUUCAAGCUCAAAUCCAGAAUUUGGAACGAGACGCCGGAAAUCGAUCGGUGUCGAAAUUGGCGAAAGAGCACUCGCUGUUGGAGGCCAGAAUUGCGGCGUUGAUUGAGGAGAAGAGACAACUGCAAGCAAUGCUCGACCAAAAAGACGCCAACUACUCGCACAAGCGGAAACUUCUCGAGUCCCAAAUCCAGCUGCUCCGCGAGCAACUUGAAGCGGAACGUCGUAAACGUGCGAAGGGUGUCGUCGCGACGGGACCCACCGGAGGACGGCGUACCGUACAACACACGUCUGCCUUUAGGCACACCAUCGAACGACAUCGCUCACUAUCCCAAUCCAGUGAACGUCAUCACAUCCUUCAGGAGAGAUAUGCGGAAUACGUGUACUCCGGUGACCGUACUCCACAAAUUCCGAUGAUUCUUCACCAACACAACACACCGCCCAUCUCUCCGCUAUCACAUUCUGACUCUUUCAAUUCGGGUACUCUUAUCAUGUAA